Molecule: messenger RNA, 1059 nt
Organism: Punctularia strigosozonata HHB-11173 SS5
Lineage: Eukaryota; Fungi; Basidiomycota; Agaricomycetes; Corticiales; Punctulariaceae
Exons: 5
Coding region: 1-1059 (352 amino acids)
Biological process (GO): carbohydrate metabolic process
Source: RefSeq, a predicted model, not a curated record
AUGCUGGGUUCUAUUCGCACCAGCUGGGAACAGGGCACCGCCCUCUCCGCCGUCCUGGAAUACUCCAACCCCGAGUACUCGCUGUUCGGUAGCACACCGUUCGGACGCUCUGGCAUCCCUGUGGACGCGUUGCAGUUCGCAAUCAGCGCAGUAGCGAGGCAGACCGCGGAUGGACGAUUGAGUCAAAACGUGGGCGACGCGACCGACGGCGCAGCUCUUGAUGGUGCCAGUGCUGGAAGUGGUGUUUUGUUGGGCUCACUGACUGAUACGACAUACAAAACCCAGUUCGCGAACGCGGCGGCUGCCCAGCUCAACUACAUCCUGACCGACGUGCCUCGCACGUCCACCGGCGCGAUCUCGCAUAGAGCCGAUAGCAAGCAAUAUUGGGCCGAUGGCGUCUUCAUGGGGCCGCCCUUCAUCGCCUACUACGGCGCCGUCACCCAGAACCAAACGCUCCUGCAGUUCGCGUACGACAACUGCAGGCUGUACAGGGACGCGUUGCUGCUUCCGAAUGCCACCAGCUAUGGACCACUGUGGGGUCAUAUCUACGAUGAUGAUAACAAGGCGUGGUCGGACGAGGGUAUUUGGGGCACUGGCAAUGCCUGGGCCGCAACGGGAAUGUUGCGCGUAUUGGUCACCAUCAAGAAGUCGGCUUUCGCGAGUAACAUGACGAGCCAGAUAAACGACCUCGUGGACUGGACGGAGCAGAUCUUGAACGGAACCUACCAAGCUAUCGGCUCCGACGGUCUCAUCCCCGAUUACAUGUCCACCCUGCCGGACGCCCACUUCGGCGACACGUCGUCCUCGGCCGCGCUGGCCUCGGUCUACUACCGCCUUGCGGCGCUCUAUCCGGAUCGUUUUUCGCCGGCCAUGGCUCCGGCGCUCGCGAAGGGUGCUGCGACCCUUCGUGAUGCGGUCUUGAACGGCGCGAACGAGCUUGGGGAGGUUGGUCCGGCGGUGGACCCCUUGGUCUGGGACCAGGUUGGCGUCGUGAGCACGGAGGGGCAGGCGUUCGUGUUGAUGUUGAUAUCUGCUUGGAGGGACUGGCUUGGUGCUUGA